This is a messenger RNA of Arabidopsis lyrata subsp. lyrata, 1535 nucleotides long. RefSeq lists its product as uncharacterized. The transcript has 3 exons. The coding region runs from base 397 to 1515 and encodes 372 amino acids. Lineage: Eukaryota; Viridiplantae; Streptophyta; Magnoliopsida; Brassicales; Brassicaceae. The record is from RefSeq and is a predicted model, not a curated record.
AGGAUCUGGGCCCAAAUUAGUUUUUUGGUAAUUCUUGUCGGGGCUCAAAACUAAUGUGACAUUAGCCCAUCUUUUUUCCCGUUUUAGCCUCACGCGCGUCUAAGGAAACGGAAGAGUUCUUUUGUUUCUCCCGAGGUGUUCAUGCGUGUAUAUGUGGGGUUCUCUUAAAUGAAUUCAUAUUCUUCUGCACUAGACUGUUGAGUUUCUUUGUUCUUCUCUCUAUUUUUCUUCCUCCAUUAAAACCCUAAUUGCGAUCAUUUCUCCCAGUUUUCUUACCAUCUUCCGUCGCUUUCCUUUUUUGUCACACGGAACUGCAACCGCUUCGCCGUCGCGACUUGCCGGAGUGUCUGUGCCCCCGUUUAUAGCGUUAACGCGGUGGAUUCAUCCGAAGAUAAUAUGGCUGAGUUGGAGCUUCCUUCCCGAUUGUUCGCCGAUAGAGAGGAACCUGCUGGUGAUAGAGUUAAUAUGUACUUUAAGCUCAACACGAUCAAGGCUGUGCUCAAAGCCCUUACGCCUGAAGAGCUUGAUACCAUUAGGCCGUGCUUCGGGAAACUUCUUGAUGUCUACUCCAAACCGGUGUUCUCUGGCAAAUUGGCUCACUUUCUGUUAACCCGCCAGCUCAAUGUUGUAAAGCGACACGAGAUAUGGGUUGUUUUUGCUGGCAAACCGGUCCGAUUUUCUCUCAGUGAGUUUGGUUUGGUCACCGGCCUAAAUUGUCAGCCUCUUCCAGCCCUGGAUAGAGCUUUAACCAAGUGUCCUCCCGGCGUCACUCCCUACUGGUUCACUCUGUUUGGUGGUGAAAAAUGUUUCACCGGAGAGAUGUUGUUGGGCAAGCUUCGAAGGCCAAAGGCACUGUCUAGUGAAGUGAGAGUCAAGUAUGCCUAUUUGUUACUUGUUGAUGGUUUUCUUUGUCGUCGAUCAUUCCACAUGAAGAUUCCUAAGGAGCAUGUGGAGAUGAUUCGUGAUCUUGAUGUCUUUUUGAAAUACCCUUGGGGGCGCUACAGUUUCGAUAUGACAAUGCAAUGCAUUAAGUCAAGAUCUCUCAAUCAAUUAGCUCAAGCAACUAUGGCUAUUCAAGGUUUCAUCCAUGCACUUGGUCUGGUUUUGGUGGAGGCGGUCCCAGCUGUUUUGUCUGCUGUUGGUGAAAUAACUGACCCCGAGUCUGGGGAUGAAGAUGUUUUCCCAGUUAUUUCACUGAAACUGGAUAAGGUUUGGGACCUCGACAAAGAUUCCAAGGUUGAUGUCUUCUCUAUAAUACCUGCGCCCCACGAUGUUGUUGGUUUAGAAGAUUGUAGUUGGGCUGAUGAGGUCCGUGAACUAGGUGCUGAAGUUAUUCUUUCUAAAAUUGAAGAGGGAUACGAAUUCAACCGGGGGAUGUUUGUAGGGGGACUUAGAGGCGCUGUUUUGCAUGUGGAGGCUCCUCCUCGGGUAGUUAACAAAGGUAAACGCAAAGUUUGGUCCAGGCAUAGUGGUGAACAUCUGGUCAGAGGUGGAUCCUCCAGGGAAAGAAAUUGAAGGUUCGUAGUGGUAAGGGU